UACAUUUUCGCGGCUGACCGCUGAUCAACAGGUAUGGAAGUCCACAGUUUUUUUUGAAGUAGUUGCUGGGCAGAAAAUUUUAUGAUCGCGGUCUCAUUGGAAUCCAACAUGGCGGGAAACAUGGCGGGAGAUUCAGUUCAUUCUGUGUAUCGAAGCCCUCUUACAAGCCGUUAUGCUAGUCCUGAAAUGGCGUUUAACUUCUCCGAGGACAAGAAAUUCUCAACAUGGAGAAAGUUAUGGCUUUUUCUAGCGAAAUCCGAGAAGAUGCUGGGAUUAGAUAUCACAGAUGAGCAAAUACAGGAAAUGGAAGCUAACUUGACGAAUAUAGACUACAAGCUUGCGGCUUCUGAGGAGAGGAAGCGUAGACAUGAUGUCAUGGCACACGUGCACACAUUUGGUGUAUGUUGUCCAAAGGCGGCCCCCAUUAUACAUUUGGGAGCUACCUCUUGUUAUGUUGGCGAUAACACUGACUUGAUUGUAAUAAAGGAUGCUUUCGACAUCUUACUUCCAAAGCUUGCUAGGUGUAUAGAAAGGCUGUCAGGCUUUGCAGAGAAGUACAAGUCAAUUCCCACUCUUGGCUACACACAUUUUCAACCUGCUCAGUUGACUACAGUAGGAAAGAGAACUUGCCUGUGGCUGUCAGAUCUCCUUAUGGACUUAAGAAACCUUACUAGAGCUCGGCAUGAUCUACGAUUCAGAGGAGUGAAAGGCACAACUGGUACCCAGGCUAGUUUCCUUAGUCUUUUUGAUGGAGAUCACGAAAAGGUGGAAAGACUGGACCAACUUGUUACAGAAAUGGCUGGUUUUCAAAGCCAUUACAUUGUCACAGGACAAACAUACACCCGCAAAGUAGACCUGGACUGUCUUUCAGCUCUUGGCAGCCUUGGGGCUUCUGUGCAUAAGAUAUGUACAGAUAUCAGGCUUUUAGCCAAUCAAAAAGAAAUUGAAGAACCCUUUGAGAAAGAUCAAAUAGGAUCAAGUGCAAUGCCAUACAAGCGUAAUCCAAUGAGAAGUGAAAGAUGCUGCAGUCUUGCCCGCCAUUUAAUGGUGCUUGUAGGUGAUGCACAGCAGACCGCCGCAACACAGUGGCUGGAAAGGACACUGGACGACAGUGCUAACAGGAGAAUAAGCUUGGCAGAAGCUUUCCUUACAGCUGACAUUAUACUUAGCACUUUACAGAACGUUUCAGAAGGUUUGGUGGUUUAUCCUAAGGUUAUUGACCGCCACAUUCGUCAGGAGUUACCGUUUAUGGCGUCUGAAAACAUUAUAAUGGCAAUGGUGAAGGCCGGUGGAAAUAGACAGGAUUGUCACGAGAAGAUCCGCGUUCUGUCCCAGGAAUCUGGAGCGGUUGUCAAGGAGCAGGGUGGAGAUAACGAUUUGGUUGAAAGGAUCAAGAACUGUGAGUACUUUGCUCCAAUUCACAGUCAGUUAGACGCCAUCUUGGAUGCCAGCACAUUCACAGGACGAGCACCACAGCAGGUGUCCAAAUUCAUUAAGGACGAAGUCCAGCCUGCAUUAGAUCCCUUCAAAUCAGAACUGGGCAGCAAGUCUUCCAUUGAUGUAUAGGAUUUUCAAUUGCCUAGGGAUGUAACUGGAUAGUUUCUUGAAUGUGAUCCUCGACUAACAGUACAUGAUUAGAUAACUGUUGGUAUCAGUUUACCAAGAAGAAGAUGGUGUGUUCCCCCUUGUCCUCGCCACCGCGAAAAAAGGAGGGAAUACCAGACAUUAUCAAGAUACCUCUUGUCCCUGUUGCAGAACGAGGCCUUAUGCUGAAUGUUUCACACGAAGAGGAGCAGUCUCGCGUUCGCUUACAGAGGCAAAAGCAAACUCAAGGAAGUGGCCUGAUGUAUUAUAACUUAUUAUGUAUACUCAGUUAUGUUCCACCAAAUUAUCUGAACUUCUUUUAAAAGCAGUGUGUAGCAGUUCGUGAGGAGGAGUAGUAUUUGUAACUAACAAAUCAUAAACGUUGACUAGUCAACAUAAAGGACUUUCUAGUGAAGAGAAGGUCGAGGUAUUCCCCUUGUGUUAAUUCUUUUUGCUCCUUUGUUCCUCGUCUGGCCAACAUUCAAUCUUGGCUGACCCCGAACACUUUGCUGAAACCGAACCCUGGGCCAACCCACAACUCUGUGCAUUUCAUCAUGCACUUCCAGUCAGCGCAUCUCCAGCGUUCCGUGUCGGAUUCCUCUCCCCUGUCCCCGCGUUGUUUUCGUUAUUGUACUUUCCCCGGGCGUCAGUUUUCCGUGAGUCAUGUCGUUUGACACUUUCGCUGACAGACAAACACAAUUGCGAUGUUGCUUUCGAUCAGUCAACAUUGAAGUAAUCUGCUCUUAACAAAUGAUGAACAUUUCGAAACUGGACAGUGAAUUUUAAGCACGUUGGUUCAUUGUUUAUCAGACAACUACAAAUCGAGUUGUUACCCAGGCAGUAAGGCCUGGGUUUAAAUUUCGGCUCCGUUUUUUUUUUUUGCCACGUUCAGUCACAAAUCGCCGUCUCGUCUCUAAAGCGAAUGCGCCACCUGUGCAUGCUUACAGCACAUGGAAUUUACAGGGGUUGUCGUCGAGAAAAGUUAGCACGGAUUCCAUGAUUUCUAGGGCGAUGAAAU
Orbicella faveolata is the source of this 2602-nucleotide messenger RNA. Its product is annotated as adenylosuccinate lyase-like. Gene Ontology annotation, molecular function: N6-(1,2-dicarboxyethyl)AMP AMP-lyase (fumarate-forming) activity; (S)-2-(5-amino-1-(5-phospho-D-ribosyl)imidazole-4-carboxamido) succinate lyase (fumarate-forming) activity. The record is from RefSeq and is a predicted model, not a curated record. NCBI's taxonomy places the organism in Eukaryota, Metazoa, Cnidaria, Anthozoa, Scleractinia, Merulinidae. Gene Ontology annotation, biological process: 'de novo' AMP biosynthetic process. Gene Ontology annotation, cellular component: cytosol.